GUGUUAUCAAGCGAGGAGCAGGUGUUCACUUUCCCGCCCUGCAGCCUGUACUAAUAUCACGACUCUUCUUUAGGACACACACUGCAGGCUAACACCAUGCCCGGCCUUGCACUCACUUUCCUUAUAUCCACACUAUGUGUGUUGAGCAGGAGUGUGGCCGGCGCCCCGAGUCACUGGGAGGAUACGGAUGGGGCGCUGCCUCUAUUGCGGUACUCCUUGAAGCGGGCUGCUGUAGAGUACACGUGCUUGGAGUGCAAGGCCGCUGCUGCCGUGCUGGACACCAUGAUGGCCGCUGGGGCUAGUGCAAUGGAGAUUGAAGACUUUGCCAUCCAGGAGUGCAUCACCUUUGACCUGUUCCCAGCCGAUGUUUGCUCUGAAAUGGUUUACCUUGCAGGGGGUGAGGUGCUGUAUGUCCUGAACAACACAAAGUAUAACUAUGACACUAUAUGCGGCUGGCUGCUGGGGGCUGACUGCCACAACACAGAGCUAGACCCGUGGUCGCUGAGCAUCCCCGGGGGCAAGCCUGAACCCUUCUACCCUGAGCCCCAGCAGCCCACUCCCAGUGUGGUGAGGAUCCUGCACCUCUCUGACCUGCAUGUGGACCUCCAGUACGACGAGGGCAGCGCCGUCAACUGUGACCACCCCCUCUGCUGCCGCCACGCCUUCGGUGACCCUGGGCCGGGGGAGGAGGCAGCGGGCCACUGGGGAGCACUGGGUGAAUGUGACAUUCCCCUGCACACCCUGGAUGACCUCCUGGCCCAGGCCGCCACACUCUCCGACGCAGACCUUGUGUAUGUGACUGGAGACCUUCCGCCUCAUGAUGUUUGGGCUCAGAGUCAUGAGAGCAACCUGCUGGCCAUAAACGUCACCUUGGAGCUCAUCAAGAAAUACUUCCCGGGCAUCCCAGUCUACAACUCCCUCGGCAAUCAUGCUUCUGCUCCUGUAAACAGUUUUGUAGUGCCGGCAGGCUAUGAGUCUGGGUUCAACAUGGAAUGGCUGUACGAAGGUGUGGCGGAGAUGUGGGCCCCUUGGCUACCUGAGGACACCAUGGACACCAUAAGGCUUGGUGGCUUCUUCUCCCACUCCCCUGUGCCGGGCCUGAGGGUCGUGUCCGUCAACACAAACUACUGCAACAGCCAGAAUUGGUGGCUGCUGAUGGAAAACAACGACCCUGUCGGUGAACUGCAGUGGCUGGUGGACACCUUGGCGGCGGCCGAGGCUGCCGGGGAGGUGGUGCACAUCCUGGGCCACAUCCCGCCUGGGGGAGGGGACUGUGACCACAUCUGGAGCCACAUCUUCAGCCAGAUAAUUGCAAGGUAUGAGUCAAUCAUCCGGGGCAUGUUCUACGGCCACAACCACAAGGACCAGUGGCACUUACUCUACGACCCGGCCACCAACUACACCCACCCCACGGCCACCGUCCUCAUCCCCGGCGCAGGCACCACCGAGGGUUUACAUGCCCCAGCCUUCCGAGUGUACAUUGUGGAUGCCGGCCACGACAACGCCACCUGGACGGUUUUGGACACUGAGACUUAUGACAUGAACCUGACCUUGGCCAACCAGGAAGGUGGGCAGCCGGAGUAUACUCUGAGGUACACAGCCCAGGAGACCUAUGGGCUGACCUGCCUCUCACCCACCCAGAUGGACGAGCUUGUCAUCAGGUUGGCCACUGAUGACGCGCUGUUUUACGAGUACAUGAGGAACUACAAUAAUUAUCAAGCCGAGCCUCCCUUGAACUGUGACGUGGACUGCCGCAAGAGUGAACUGUGUCGCCUCGUCGCCGGUGACUCCUCCACUGACAUCCCGUGUCGCCGCAUCGAGGAGAUCAUUGACGCAGCACAGUCCCGCGGAGACCCACAAUGGUAUGAGGGGGAAUAAGAUAGAGGAGAGAAAUUAAAUACUUAAGCCUAGAUUUUAGCCAAACAUUCCAGUGUUGCCGUUGACAUGUUAAUCCUACACUUGCUAUGAAAUGAGUUUGGGUACAUGUUUAGCCAACCUCAUGUAUGGUGUAUAGAAUCUGUACUUCUGUGACUUCAGGAACUACAAUAAUUAUCAAGCCGAGCCUCCCCUGAACUGUUACUAAAACGGACCAAAUCAUUUUCUGUUAAUGUGUAGUAAACUCCUCGACGUUAAUGAAUAACUGUCAAACCAAAUAAAAUAUCACUUUAAGAAUGUAGGUUGUAAAAGGUAAUAUUUGAUGUAGAAUAAUAAUUUCUAAAAGGCCAUUCACUGCAGUAUAUAUUUUUUUGACCUCCUUCACUUGGGAUUAGGUAAUAGGGUCUUGAUUGAUUUAAAAAUACUGUUUAAACCUAAGCCUUACCAUAUUCUUGUUAAUUUCUGUAAAGGAAGGUCAGGGGUGACUUCAAGAUUGAUGGACUACGGUAAUGUGACUCACUGAAUAGAAUCCCUCGCACUUGGGAAGCAAGAUAAGGAUGAUAAAUAAAAACGAAAG
Molecule: messenger RNA, 2452 nt
Organism: Eriocheir sinensis (Chinese mitten crab)
Lineage: Eukaryota; Metazoa; Arthropoda; Malacostraca; Decapoda; Varunidae
Product: sphingomyelin phosphodiesterase-like
Exons: 13
Coding region: 97-1878 (593 amino acids)
Biological process (GO): ceramide biosynthetic process; sphingomyelin catabolic process
Cellular component (GO): lysosome
Molecular function (GO): acid sphingomyelin phosphodiesterase activity
Source: RefSeq, a predicted model, not a curated record